AGAGACAGAAGAACUAGAAAUACAUGUAUACGGUCAAUCUGAUGUAUUUGAAACAGUACAGCACUCUGAUGUAUUGUCGAUGUUUCAGACAGUUUUUUUGUGAGCUUGUAUCUUGAUAUGAUACGAACACAACCAUGGAUAGGAGCCCUUGGGUUUCAGCUCUAGUCAUAUUACUGCACUUGACACUUUACAUAUCAGGGGAGACGAGACCGAGAAAUGUUAUUGCACACAUAUGGGAGGGGAACGUAACUAUAACCUGGGAACCUCCUCAGGAAAAUCCUGGGGAUUACCUCUAUCAAGUUCAACUGUUACAUUAUACUGAUUCUCCUGCGGUCUGGGAAAAUGUUCCCCACUGUAAUCUCCUUAACGCCACCAAAUGUAAUAUUGGAUAUCUUUCAGUGGAUUCAAACAUCAAAGUGAAAGUUGGAGCACUCACGACUCAAAACAAUAUUUCUUGGAGUGUUAAACGGAAUAUUAAUAUUCGUCACAGUCAACUGUUUGCCCCAACGUUCAGUCUGUCAUCCACCUCAUACACUGUGCGAGUCAAGAUACACAGGAAACCAAUACUUGAUGAGAUUUUUAGCAGUGGAGUGCGAUACACCACGUAUCUGUGGCAAGAUGGGCAGGAAAACCAGACAGUGACAAAGAGUGAUGAUGACACUGAUGAUGAUGGUGAGAUGACAUUCAUCUCAUUGCAGUCACUGCAAGUGUACUGUGUGUUUGUGAAGGUGGAGAGUAUAGCAACUGAUGCUAACAACAGCUCUCCUGUACACUGCAUAAAGCUACCAAUAGAUGUGAACCUGAUUAUUUGCAUCGUUUUACUGGGACUAUUGGGCAUUAUGGCGUUUCUAAUAAUCUUUAUAUGUUUUCUGAGGCGACCUCGGAAAAUGCCGAGUGCUUUGAAACUUGUUGUAAAUGCAGGGAAGCCAUUGAUUAUCAAAUCCGACCAAGUGGAGACCGUGACAGACAAGGGAUGGAUCGUCAUCACCAACAACUCCGACACAAAAAAGAGCAUUGAAUUUACCGAGGAAGACAAAGGGAGGAGAGGAAGCCUGGACAGUGGAGUGAGCGUAGAACAGCUGCACCUGACCGUCAGCAACGCAAAGACGGAGGAACAAAAUGGAGAUCUGCAAGUGGACAGUGGUUGUGGAAGUCUAAAAGGAACCGAGGUCAGUGGAAGUGUUGGGAGAGUCACAAGACAAUUCUCCAUGAAUGAGAUACACCGCAGUGGUGAAAAUGGUGGAAGUGAGGACAGUGGAUUGGGAUUGGGCCCUCAUGAAGCUUCUGGUUCUCUAGAGGGGGAAGACACUGGACUAUUAUCCGAGGUAGUUGUAGGGGAUGGAUAUCGGAGUCAGAGCCCCUCAAGUGUGGAUGUACAAAAUGACAUGGACUCAAACAUGGCUGCUCCAUCAGCCGGAUAUAGGUCUGGUCAGGUGACGUGUACGUGCGCAGACCACGAAUAUUGCAUUUGGUGCAAAUUUAAGAAUCCUUUCACUGAAGACUGUCCACCAGUAACUCAAUCACAGACAGACUUUAGACAAACCGACGUAGGGAACUCUGUGAGUUCGAGCUACUUGAAGAAGACUUUUAUGCAAACAGUAAACCUUUUAAACAUGGAAGUCCCAACGACAGAGACUGCCCUUUCAGAUAAUGACUGCACCGAGUCUCCUCUGCUUCUCUUGUCAUGUCCACUACUUCUCCAAAAUGAAAAGAAACAAGACGGCAUAAUGCACACAAGGUCUUUCGCACUUGAUAACAUGGAACUUACAUUUUCCUGAACUGCUGUCUGGAGACCUUUGCUUGAAAAAGAGAACAAAUGUGGCUUGAGAUAACUUUCAGCUGGUACAUCAGGGUAUUGUGAAAAAUGGACUAAUCUUAUUUUCAUGCAUGUUUUUCACACAACCUUGUUCACUGCAUAAAUUGUCAUUUUAGAUCAUUAAGAGUCUCAUCAUCUAUUGGUGAUGAAAGUAUAUUGUGCAUCAAAGCCGAUUUGGACAGAUGGGGGGGGGGUGUUCUUCCUACGAAAUAAAAAAAAGGCAAAAGAAAAAAAAUUUUGCCAUAUGCUGCUCUUGACUCACGUGUAAAACAUAUGGUUGUUGUUUUUUUCUGAAUGUCUGAAAUGUACUACAGUGCAGUAAUUCGACAGUGUAUGCCUCCUUGGUUUUUACUUAUUUGAACUAAUCUGUUCUGAUCAAGUACACAAUAAUUAUUUGUAGUUGUAAAAAUGAGCACUUCAUGACUUCAGAAAACAUCGCAUUGAUUAUUCGAUUACAAGUUAAAUGCUGCAUUGCUUCAGAUGGACUCGCGCUGGCUGUAUGAGGAACGAUUCACGCACAACACUUCUCGAUGUCUGGCCACGAGGAUCGAAGUGAUGUGCACAUGCUUUUCAUAGACCUCAACCCAUCAUAAGCAGAAAAAUGGGAGGAAUCAAAGUGCGGAGCAUUUUGUUCUGCCAUUCAGAGUGGCUUUAUCAAGCCUCGAAAUGACUUUAUACUGUGUAUAUAGAAGAUAUUACAGCAUUAAUAAAGUACAGCGCAUUUGCCCUGAUUGUGGUCUGAACCAGAGGAGAUUGGGCGCUGAUGCAGAACCAGUACUGGUCCUUAUCUCUACUUAUAUUAAGUUUAUUUAUUUAUUUAUCUAUUUAUUUAUUUACAUAUUCACUCACUCACCUAUCCAAGUACCAAUUUUUAUUUUAUCACCAUAGGAUAAACAGGAUAAUUCUCUUCUAAAAUCAAACAACAAUAACAACAGCAACAACAAAAACCCCAGCAGGAACACUGAAGCCAAAGUUACAGUAAAGCCAGCAGACUUCUCAACAACCAGUAGGGAAGUGCUCUUCUUGUGGAGGUUGAAAAAGACUUUUUUUUUGGUCAACAACUUUUCCCUCGCCCGUCUAAGCGUUCAAGUAAUAAACUCUUUACUUGUGCUAAUAGAGAUUACCAUGCUUUGGAGAUUACCGCAUGGGGAAAUGGCAAGGCCAAAUGAAUAAAAGAAAACUGUUCAAAACAGUAUCGAAACUGAGCCCAUGACUAUAGAUAGACUUUUUUCUUUCAUUCCUCUACUCUGGGACACUGUGCGUUUUCUUGUGGGCGGUGGAAACACCGAAUUUGUUUGUGGAAGCACACGGUUAUUUUUCAUUCAUCAUAUUUUCAUGACCUGUGAGUUUAAAUGAAAACUGCUUAGUGCAAUUUCAGGUCAGUUUAGUCCUAAAUUUGUAAUAACUGAUAAAUAAAUAAAUU
Messenger RNA from Ictalurus furcatus (blue catfish), 3239 nucleotides. It is a transcript of the gene il10ra, whose product is annotated as interleukin 10 receptor, alpha. The record is from RefSeq and is a predicted model, not a curated record. Gene Ontology annotation, molecular function: protein binding. The transcript has 7 exons. The coding region runs from base 135 to 1778 and encodes 547 amino acids. Lineage: Eukaryota; Metazoa; Chordata; Actinopteri; Siluriformes; Ictaluridae.